AUGUCGCCAAUUUCAAUUGCUCAAAAUAAUGAUGCCAUCUAUGGUCAACAAACAAAAUCAUUAAAAUCAUUUGAUGAAUUAUUACAAAAAAUUCAAAAAUUGUUUGAAUCAAAUGAAAUUGAUGUUGAUCAAUUAAAACAAUUAAUGCAAUCAUAUGAAAGUAAUCCAGCUGAUUGGAUUAAAUAUGUAAAUCUUUCAAAAGAACGUUAUACACGUGUAUUAAUUGAUGGUGGUAAUGGAAAAUAUAAUCUUAUGUUAUUAUGUUGGCCAGCUAAUACUGGUUCAUCAAUACAUGAUCAUCCGGAUUCUCAUUGUAUUCUUAAGGUUCUUGCUGGAACUGUAUCCGAAGUACGUUAUUGUUGGCCAAAAGAUAGCUAUAAAGAUGAUCAUUGUGAUGGUGGUAUUGGUGGAAAUGAUGAUCAUCAGAAUGGUGAAGAAGGUAUGAUUAUUGCUGAUGAAAAUCGUUUGCAAACACAAAAUGUUGCCUAUAUUAAUGAUUCGAUUGGUUUGCAUCGUGUUAUGAAUCCUGAUCCAACAAUGCCAGCAUUUUCUUUACAUUUAUAUAGUCCACCAUUUGAUUAUUGUCGAAUAUUUGAUGAAAAAACUGGUAAAUAUCAAACAAUUAAUGUUGGUUUUGAUCCAAAAGAAAUUGAAGCUGUAAAAUAUCGUGUUAAACGUCGUACUGCUGCUGCUAAUAAUAGUAACUGUGAUAUAAAUCAUCAUCAUCAUCAUAAUCAUCCACAUCAAAAUUCAUUUGGUAGUAAAGAUGUUUUGGUAUUCGAAAUGGAUCAUAAUCCAAAACAUCGUCAACAACAACAGGAUGGUAAAACACGUUCCUAAAUCCAUCAUAUUCAUCAUUAUAAAUAAUGCAUAAUAUUUUUUUGUUUUUGAUUGAAUUUGGACUUUAUUUUUUGUUUCUUCUUUGGCAAUAUAUUCGUUAUAAGUUUUUCUUCUGCUUUCUUUCUUCAUGUUAAUCAAAUAUAUCCAGUAUAAUUUAAAGUUUUUCUUUUCUUCUUUUUUUCGUUAUAAUAAUAAUAAAA
Dermatophagoides pteronyssinus (European house dust mite) is the source of this 1040-nucleotide messenger RNA. RefSeq names its product cysteine dioxygenase type 1. The record is from RefSeq and is a predicted model, not a curated record. NCBI's taxonomy places the organism in Eukaryota, Metazoa, Arthropoda, Arachnida, Sarcoptiformes, Pyroglyphidae. Gene Ontology annotation, biological process: L-cysteine catabolic process. Gene Ontology annotation, molecular function: ferrous iron binding; cysteine dioxygenase activity.